Camelina sativa (false flax) is the source of this 553-nucleotide messenger RNA. NCBI's taxonomy places the organism in Eukaryota, Viridiplantae, Streptophyta, Magnoliopsida, Brassicales, Brassicaceae. The record is from RefSeq and is a predicted model, not a curated record.
ACAAAAAAAAAAGUUAUCAAUGGAGGGCCCUUUGCUGACCGAGAGAGAGGACAUCAAAAUUGAUGGCGAUUCUUUAUCAAAUGAUGAGCACAACAUCGACAUUACAGUCAAUGAGGAUUCUUCAUCACAACCACAUGAGGCUAAGAAUGUUGAAUGGUGUAACCCAUGCACAGAAUCAAGUGUUUGGUUUAUCGAGCUUGUUAUGAACUUGGUCCAAGUUGUUGCAGCCAUUUUUGUCACGACUCAGGCAAAAGAUGAACAUCCAGAAACAGUGUUUCUUGUAUGGAUCAUCGGUUACACUUGUGGCUGUGUUGCCAUUCUCCUUAUUGAACUUAUAGUCUGUGUUUUCUCAUGCGUCGAUGAGGACACCACCGACUCUUUGAAGAAUAUUCUUAAAUAUUUCUUCGUGGUUUGGGUUGUGCUGCUCAUUUGGAUUUAUUCUAGCUGUUUAUCAUCUCUAUAUGAUAAUACUCAUACUCAACAUUUCUGGUGCGUUAUGUGUGGGUUUUGUUGCUUUCACUUGCAUUCGUAUGGAUUUGCGCAGCUGUGCUAG